UUCCGAGAGGCUCCGCCCCAUCUGCAGCCUCGGUGGCUCACGGGGCUUGAGACGUCAGUUUUGUAUGGCAGCCUCCAGGAAGCACUGAAGUGAGUGCGUGGGGAGGAAAAGACCAGGAACAUGGCUCCAAAGAUUACUACUGAGCUGCUUAAACAGCUGCAGCAGGCAAUGAAAAGCUCCAAGUAUGUCCCAGAGCCUAUCCAAGCUUACAUCGUGCCCUCAGGAGAUGCGCACCAGAGUGAGUACAUUGCACCUUGUGACUGCCGAAGAGAGUUCAUCUGCGGGUUUGAUGGCUCAGCAGGAACUGCCAUUGUAACGGAGCAAUAUGCAGCUAUGUGGACAGAUGGGCGCUACUUUCUUCAGGCUGCCCAGCAAAUGGAUACCAACUGGACACUCAUGAAGAUGGGACUGAAGGACACUCCCACACAGGAAGACUGGCUUGUGAGUGUGCUCCCCGAGGGCUCCAAAGUUGGAGUCGAUCCUUUCAUUAUCCCAGCAGAUCAGUGGAAGAGAAUGUCCAAAGUUCUGAAAAGUGCUGGCCAUGCCCUUGUGCCAGUCAAAGACAAUCUGAUUGAUGUCAUAUGGGUGGAUCGGCCACCACGGCCUUGCAAACCCCUGAUGACACUGGACCUGAGCUACACAGGGAUCAGCUGGAAAGACAAGAUCACAGCUCUGCGAGCAAAAAUGGCAGAAAGGAAGGCCCUCUGGUUUGUGGUGACAGCCUUGGAUGAAGUGGCAUGGCUCUUUAAUCUCAGAGGCUCUGACGUAGACUACAAUCCGGUCUUUUUUGCGUAUGCCAUCAUAGGGACUAAUACAAUCAGGUUGUUUAUUGAUGGUGACCGCAUUGCAGAGCCAGGGGUGAGGGAGCAUCUGUUGCUGGAUUCUGCUCAGGAUGCAGAGUUUAGCAUCCAAGUUCUGCCGUAUGACUCCAUCCUGACGGUACUGAAAUCCAUCUGUGACACCCUCUCUUCUCAUGAGAAGGUUUGGCUCUGUGACAAAGCCAGCUAUGCCCUGACCCAGGCCAUCCCCAAGGAUCACCGCUAUCUCAGCCCCUAUACUCCUAUCUGUAUUGCUAAAGCUGUGAAGAAUCCAAUAGAGGCUGAAGGCAUGAGAAAAGCACAUAUUAAAGAUGCAGUUGCUCUAUGUGAGCUAUUUAACUGGCUGGAGAAGGAGGUUACCAAAAGCAACAUUACCGAAAUAUCAGCUGCAGACAAAGCAGAGGAGUUUCGUCGCCAGCAAGAGAACUUCGUUGACUUGAGCUUUGCUACCAUUUCAAGCACAGGCCCAAACGGUGCCAUCAUUCACUACAAGCCAGCUCCCGAGACAAAUCGGACUUUAUCCACGGAUGAGAUCUACCUCCUGGAUUCUGGUGCUCAGUAUAAGGAUGGAACUACAGACGUGACAAGGACCAUGCAUUUUGGCACUCCAACGGCAUAUGAAAAGGAGUGCUUCACCUAUGUGCUGAAGGGUCACAUAGCAGUCAGUGCAGCCAUAUUCCCCAAUGGAACCAAAGGUCACCUGCUAGAUUCCUUCGCCCGGUCUGCAUUGUGGGAUCAAGGCUUAGAUUACCUGCAUGGCACAGGACAUGGAGUUGGUGCUUUCCUAAAUGUCCAUGAAGGUCCAUGUGGCAUUAGCUACAAAACCUUUGCAGAUGAACCUCUGGAAGCUGGGAUGAUUGUUUCUGAUGAACCUGGUUAUUAUGAAGAUGGUUCUUUUGGGAUCCGGAUAGAAAACGUGGUCAUUGUAAUUCCUACCAAAACGAAGUACAAUUUCAGCAACAGAGGGAGUCUGACUUUUGAACCCUUGACCCUGGUUCCGAUCCAGACCAAAAUGAUACAUGUUCAUUUGCUGACCCCAAAAGAGUGCGACUGGGUGAAUGACUACCACAAAAAAUGCAGAGAAGUUGUCGGGGCAGAACUCGAACGACAAGGACGACAUGAAGCUCUCCAGUGGCUCAUUAGGGAAACAGAGCCAAUCUCCAAAAUGCACUAACAGCAGUGUUCUUUUUGGUUUUUUAAAAAAGUAAUUUCUUUUUAAAAUUGCAAAUGCAGGACUGGUUCAACGUCACAAUAAUCUAGUCAGUGCUACCAAGCCUGAGGGUGGGUGGUGAAGAAGAAUGUGAAAAUGCUUUCGUAAUGAUCAGAAAGAUUGGGGACAGAGAGCAGGGGCAAGGUGGAGCUGGUUUGUGCAAACAUUUCUUCCUUCAUGAUUCUCAAUCUCUUUUCCUCUUAAAAAUGGUGGCGGGAGGUGGGGGGGGGACCAGCUACGGGUGUACAAAUGGUGUGAUGUAACUAGUAUAUAUCUUAAUAUUUUUUGUUAUUGUUAAACCUGCAUUACAAAGUUUGUAAUAAACUAACAAUGUGCAAUAAUAGGUAUAAAUCCUGUUUUGUAAGUCUCUUGAGAGAUAUAAAUGUCCAAAGAUGAUACUAUAUACUAUUUGCUGGAUAUGCAAUAUUGAAUACUACUUGAAAUGACGGCAGAGCUGAUCGCUGGUGAAAAUGGCUGCAAAUUCAUCAGCAAGAGCUGAUGAAUGAUGAGAAUAGCUGCGAGUUCUAAUGACUGCAAAACAGGUAGCACUAAUAUUCUCUUUCGUGUAACUUCUUCAAUUACAGUCAAAAACUAUUAAUACAGGUCUGUGGUCUAUAAUCUUCUUAAUCCACUUAAGGCUGCAGUGUUUGUUUAUUUACUGAUUCUCCUGCUAUUUUCUUGUAAUUUUGAGGACCUGUAGUUUCUGGUCCUCUUGAGCAGUUAAGCGGCAUUGGAGAAGAGCCUAUUUCACAAAUAAAACAGAGUAUUAGUGCUACCUGUUUUCCAGUCAUUAGAACUCGCAGCCAUUUUCAUCAACUAUUAGCUCUGCAGUCAUUUUAAGUAGUAUUUAAUAUUGCGUAUCCAGCACAUUGUACGUAGCAUUAUCUUUGGACAUUUAUAUUUAGCUCUCAAGAGACAUACAAAACAAGAUUUAGACCUAUUAUUGCACAUUGUUAGCUUAUUGCAAACUUUGUAAUGCAUUGCAACAUGGUUUAAUAGAUUAAAAGAAGUUAUAUUAAGAUAUGAUAUAUACUGGUUACAUCACACCAUUUGUACAGCAGUAUCUGGUUUUUCCCCUUUUUUGCUCUGUGUUUUCAGAUACUGCCCCCCCUUUUUUUGUUCACCUCUUAAAGAUGAACCAAAAUAAAACUGGAGCUAUGAAAUCCAUCUCUGAUGCAGAGGAUGGGCCCGAGGGGUGGUGCAGUGUCACUGUGAGAACUUUCUCUGGAUUCAUUAUUGUAUUUGUUUAUGUGAAUUCCCAAGUUCUUACAGCAGAUCAAGCUACCUGGGAGUGAGAGAACCAAUCUUUAAAUGUUGCCACAUAUCAACAGCAGAUGUGUGAUCAUCUGUAUAGGUGCUAGGUUUUCUGAGAACCAGUAUUCAUGAUGGACAUAUAUUGAAAGAUUUCAAAGCCUAGCUUUGAUGCAUUUUAGCUGAAAUGUACCUAAAGGAGAGUUACACAUGUGCUUAUCACUCAGUGAAAUCAUUCACACAGUCAAAAACUGUGUUCAACCUGGGUUUGGGAGCUGUGUAUGUUCCCAGUUUUUAGUUGUGUGGAAGCAAGGUAGGAAAAGAUACCAGCUUUUCCUCCUACCUUGCUUCCACACAAUCACUUCUGCCUAGGUUUUCUUCUUACAUUGCUUCCACACAACCAAAAAUUGGGAGCACACACAGCUCCCAAACCUGAGUAGAACACAGUUUUUGAUUGUGUGGAUGAUCUCAGUGACUGUGCCAUCAAGUGAUGACUUGUGUCUGUGUAAUUGCCUUCACAUACCAACCACCAUAGACAAGACUUUCAUAUAACCACCUACAAUCUCUCCUGAAACACCACGAUUUUCAACAGAUGUGAUUCACAAGGCCUGCAAAAACUAGCCCUGACUUGCCAAGUCUGCAGGCUGUUUCAUGUAAAACUGUUUAAGACACAAAUAUUAAUAUCUGCAUUUGCAAAAGUGUGCUAAUGCAGUAUGGCAGUGACUACUCCACUCUUUUGAUCUCUCCCCCCACUUCUUGAAAUAGGGUGUAGGCUCCUGGGCAGGUAUAUUUAAUAUCCACAUUGGAAAAGGCAAUAUGUCAAUGGCCUUUUAGUGUCUGAGUGAAUAUUGUACAUUGCUUGGACCAUGUUUCUGCUGAUUUUUUCUUUCCCCACAAGCAAGACCUCUUAAGUGCCAAGUGCCAAUAAACAUAAUACUUCUUU
Messenger RNA from Hemicordylus capensis (graceful crag lizard), 4222 nucleotides. It is a transcript of the gene XPNPEP1, whose product is annotated as X-prolyl aminopeptidase 1. Gene Ontology annotation, molecular function: metalloaminopeptidase activity. Bases 121 to 1992 code for a protein of 623 amino acids. Lineage: Eukaryota; Metazoa; Chordata; Lepidosauria; Squamata; Cordylidae. The record is from RefSeq and is a predicted model, not a curated record. The transcript has 20 exons.